CCACAGUCACGGUAUUUCAAUCGUUCAACAAAAUCACCAUGGCUCCAGGGCGCACGACAAAAAGGAGGCGCUUGAGCCCUCCUGCUGACGAGGUCAAUGAUGCUUCUCAAACUUCCAAGAGCUCAUCCUUAAACAAGUUCUACAGCACCGCCGCGGAAUGGGAUCUCGAACAAGAUUACGAGCGCCGCCCGCGCAAACUGGACAAGAAAGAUAAGGAGAGGACAAGAUUGCCUAUCAAAACCGCGGAGGGUUUACAAAACAUUGAGGAACCGGAGCCUGAAGAGUCUGACAGUUUUCUUGGCACCGAUGACGAUGAGGGGGAUGACGCCCAGGAUGAUAUGGACGAGGAUGAGGAACAGCCUGCUGAGGAGGAGAAACCUAGAAUUCCAAUGAAGCUACAGAUUCUUCAGGCGAAAGAAGAGCUGGCGAAACUGGCGUCUUUGAUCAAUGAAGACCCAGAGGAACAUCUUGGGUCUUUCAAAACAAUGUCCGAAAUGGUUGAUAACGGCGCACACGUUGUAAUCAAGAAACUGGCUCUUGCUUCACAAGCAGCGAUCUUCAAAGAUGUGAUUCCAGGCUACCGCAUCCGCCCUCUCAGCGAUGGAGAUAUGUCCGCUAAGCUUUCGAAAGAAGUGCGCAAACUUCAAAACUACGAACAAUCGCUUCUGUCACAUUAUAAACAUUACGUUCAAAAGUUGACUGAACUUACAAAGCCAUCGAAAGGCUCGAAGGACGAGAUCGAUCCCAGUUUAAAGAGCAUUGCGAUCAACUGCGCUUGUACCAUGCUCCUUUCUGUACCACAUUUCAACUUCCGCGGUGAACUUCUGAAGAUUCUUGUCAACCGCCUCGCUAGGAGACAAAUUGAUGCUGAUUUCGUCAAAUGCCGGGAAACAAUCGAAGAGGUCUUUGCAAGAGAUGAGGAUGGAGUCGUCUCCCUCGAAGCUGUUCGUCUUCUAUCGAAGAUGAUGAAGGCGAAGGAAUUCAGAAUUAAUGAAAGCGCCCUAGACACUUUCCUCCACCUGCGACUACUCUCUGAAUUCUCUCACAAAGCAUCAAGGGACAGGGUCGAUCGCGAGCCGGAGGAGGAUACAUUCCGCGGUAAGAAAUUGAAACAAAAGAAGGAAUUCCGGACAAAACGGGAGCGCAAGGUCGAGAAGGAGCGGAAGGCUGUGGAGAAGGAUAUGAAACAGGCCGAUGCGUUAGUCUCUCAUGAGGAAAGGGAUAAGAAUCAAGCAGAGACAUUGAAACUUGUCUUUGGGGUGUACUUCCGAAUUUUGAAACUGCGGGUUCCUCCUCUUAUGGGCCCUGUGCUCGAAGGCCUCGCCAAAUACGCACACUUGAUCAACCAAGAUUUCUUUGGCGACUUGCUUGAAGCGCUGAAGGACCUAAUAGGACACGCUGAUCGGGCCGAACUAGAAGACGAUGAUACAGAGGACGAAGAUGCUGAAUCGGCGACAACAUCAAGAGACGCUCAGCGUGAAGCCCUCCUUUGUACUGUCACUGCUUUCGCGCUCUUGCAGGGACAGGAUGCCAGCAAGGCGGCGGCAACCCUUCAUCUAGACUUGAGUUUCUUCAUCAAGCACCUUUAUCGCGCCUUAUACUCUCUUUCAACAAACCCUGAUGUCGAGUUUAACCCCAAUAAAUCUCUUCGGCUUCCCGAUCCUGAUGAGCACAGUGAGACCCAACAAUUCAAAUCGAGGAACAAAGUCAACUUCCAGACUCCUACAGUUCUGCUGCUUCGCUGCCUUCAGUCCACACUGCUAUCCCGCGCACAAGGAAUACCACCUCCAGUGCGUGUUGGAAGUUUUACCAAACGGCUCCUGACGACGUCGCUCCAGGUCCCUGAGAAGUCUGCAAUUGCCACGCUUGCCCUUGUCAAUCAGGUAGCGAAACAUCACGCAAAUCGGAUCUCUCCUUUAUGGCAUAGUGAGGAGCGUAAAGGCGAUGGUGUGUUUAAUCCCUAUGCGACGGAAAUUGAGGCAACCAAUGUCUUUGCUGGAACGGUAUGGGAAGGAGAGUUAUUGCGACUACACUACUGUCCUCAAGUCCGGGAUGCUGCGGUGGAUGUCGAGAAGAUGAUCUCUUCGAGGAAAUAAGCCAUUGUCAUUCUGACUAUUUGCAAUGUUAUUAACAUGAUGUCCUAUUGCCGUAAAAAAACAUUCCUCUUGUUUCAUCGAUAGAACCCAUAUGUAAUGUUCUUUGUCCCGCUUCAUUUGUAUUGUUUCCCACCUGCUCUUUUUGCCUUUGUUUUGAUUCAAUUUCUUCGCUUUGUUUUUUAUGUUGUUUUUCCUUUUUGGUUUAGCCAGAUCACGAUACCCGCCCGUGUCAAAUCAAAUCAAAUCCAAUCCUAAAUGAAC
This is a messenger RNA of Aspergillus alliaceus, 2357 nucleotides long. RefSeq names its product nuclear export protein Noc3. Gene Ontology annotation, molecular function: chromatin binding. The record is from RefSeq and is a predicted model, not a curated record. Gene Ontology annotation, biological process: DNA replication initiation. Gene Ontology annotation, cellular component: nucleolus. Lineage: Eukaryota; Fungi; Ascomycota; Eurotiomycetes; Eurotiales; Aspergillaceae. The transcript has a single exon. Bases 39 to 2096 code for a protein of 685 amino acids.